Molecule: messenger RNA, 3176 nt
Organism: Labrus mixtus (cuckoo wrasse)
Lineage: Eukaryota; Metazoa; Chordata; Actinopteri; Labriformes; Labridae
Exons: 10
Coding region: 468-3017 (849 amino acids)
Molecular function (GO): calcium ion binding
Source: RefSeq, a predicted model, not a curated record
CACACACACACACACACACACACACACACACAUUUUAAACCUGCAUGAACAGUGCAGCUGCAGAAGUGGAGGGUAAGAGACAAUAGGAGAGGUGGCGAGAAUAAUUUUUCAGUCAUUGUUUUAAUGCAAAGCUCCCUGGAAGCUGCUCUCAUUUUUGACAAAGGCUUGCUUUAAAGCAUGGUAAAAACAAUUCUCUCCUGACACUGACACAUCCAUCUGUCAGAGUGUUUUGCAUAAGCUCCAUCUUAUCCCCCUUUUCCGUCUUUCCUUCCCUCUUCCUUCCUUUCAGUACUUUACCCUGCAGAAAUCCCGGACGAGGUUUCUCCUCCCCUCAAUCUUCAACCUCUUGUAUGCUUCCCACUUUCACUCUCCAAGUACUUCUCUUAAGCCCUCCCACUCCUUCCCUUUAAACCCUUGAAACAAUUUCAACUAGGUAGACCAAAGUCUCAUCCUGGACACACAUUCAGAUGGAGGAUCAGAAGAGGCUCCUGGUCCCAUUGUUUGCUCUGCUCUGUGUCUACACUCCAGUGUGUGGAGCUGAGGGAUGCAGUGGUUUUAAACACCUGGAAAACGGACAGACGUUUUUCCGAUACGGUGGGCUGCUGGUGAUCUUCCGCUGUCGCCCUGGAUACAAGCUCCAUGGAUACCAAACCAACAGCUGUGUGUCUGGGCACUGGUCGCGGGAAACUCCAGUAUGUGUUGGAUCUGGUUGUUCCGACCCAGGGCCGCUCAGCCAUGGCACGAGCAGCAUGAAUGAGGACCGCUCAUGGGCUGUGUUCAGCUGCGAUAGUGGCUUUCGACUACACGGACCUCCAACGUUGUACUGCAAGGGCCACAUCUGGAACAGUACAAAGCCUGUCUGCAGAGAGUCCGACAUGAUGAGCUCGGUUUUAGGUGUUAAUAUACGAAAGCCAAACAUCCAACACCAGAUUCUUCAGGCUGCUGUAGUUCUGAAGACGCAGCAACAAUCACACUACAACACUAUGGCUAAUACUGCCUCUAAAGAAGCAAACCUCAAUAUUGGCCAAUUGCCUCACAUGCCAUCAGUGUCCAACAAUCAGAGGGUUCAACUGGCUCAUUCAAAAGUCCAAGUGCAGGAGCAAAAUCUGCUUCAGAACUUAAAAUUCAAAGAUGGAUUUCAGACGACUCAUCAUGAGGUUGAACUUCAGGUGACGAACGAAGUAGAAGGACCAGGAACUGAAAUUAAGGGAGAUAUCUCAGAGGAAAAAAAAUUCAAGGAAAAAGCGGAAAAGUUAGACAAAAUAACUCAAUUGUUUGCCUCCAAAUCAUAUCUCUCUACUACUGUCUCAUCGGAGCUAUCAUUAGUGGCUGUAACAGAACAGUCAGUAUCUACUUCACCAUCAUUUUCAACAGUUCAGACACCAGCCAUAACUGCUUUCACAAAUACUCAUUUAAAGAAUAUGCUCCCAGUUGUGGCGUUCUCCCCAACUCCAUAUCUUAACCACACACAAUCUGCUCUUCCUGGGCCUGGCAGAGAAAACCCCCUCUCAUAUGGUGAUCAUGGCAUCGACUUGGAUCUUUUUUCUCCCUUUGAAGUAGUAACAGACACUUUGCAAACUGAAGACCAACAGACUGAAACCAGCUCUGAGUAUCCGCUUUUAUCCCAGUCUGGAUCUCCAGAUGACAAAGUCCUCACAGAGACUUCAACUAUUACUCUUACUACUAUUUUAGUUUCUAGUAGUUCUGCCUCCACGUCAUCCUCUGCUUUAUCAGCGCUCUCCAAAUCAGACACAGUUUCCUCCUUUUCUACCCAAACUUCCACAACCCUCAGCUCCACCCAGUCCAAAAUGAAGACACAACCAUCAAACACCUCCACAACCACUGAGCAAAGAUCUAACUGGACUGAAUACAACAACCUUAUGCCGACUGCUACCUCCAAACCACCUCUGCCUGUACUGAACCGAAUCAGACGACCUGUCUGCCCGUACCCACCUGUACCUGCUCAUGGUACCUUCUACUUCCGUAAUGUGGAGAAUCCAGGUCCCAGAGAGUACAGACACUACAUCCAGUAUGCUUGUUAUCCUGGUUUUACCCUGGCUCAUGGAGACGUACACAGCUACUGUCAUCAGGGCAGGUGGAGCGGAAUCACACCUGUUUGUCUGGAGUUGACACCAUGUUCAGUUAAUAAUGGAGGCUGUUCCCAGCUGUGCUCUCACUCCCAGCUGUACAACCAGAGCUCCAAACAGACCCAGACCAGAACUGAGUGUCACUGCAGACCUGGAUUCACUCUGCUGGAUGACGGGCGAACAUGUCGAGAUGUUGAUGAGUGCAUGGAGCAGCAACACCAGUGUCAGCAGAGAUGCAACAACACAUUUGGUUCCUUCAAGUGCAGCUGUGAUGACGGUUAUCACGCAGCUCCUGACCAAAUCUCCUGCACAGAUGUGGAUGAGUGCCUGCUUCCUGCAGCUGUCACUGGCUGUGCGUUCGGCUGUGUGAACACUCCCGGAAGUUUCCACUGUCAGUGUCCUGUAGGAUACGUCCUCCAGACUGCAGACAGACUCUGCAAAGAUAUAGACGAGUGUGCUGUUAAUCAGGGUCUGGGACCAUGUAUGGAGCAGUGCCUCAACACGCCUGGAUCAUACCGAUGCUCCUGCCCAUAUGGACUCAUCUUAGACAGAAACGGACGCAGCUGCAUCCCCGAGUGUCCGCCUGGCUACAAGAGCCAACAGACAACAACACCUGCGAAUACAACAACACUAGUUCUUAGGGAGGAGUGUGAAGAUAUCAACGAGUGCCUGGAGGAGGACAGGUGUGGGUGGCAGUGUGUCAACGUGCCAGGCUCGUACAACUGCAUCUGCCCCAGAGGAUACACACUGCAGGGAGACGGGCGACGCUGUAAGGACGUUAACGAGUGCAAUCGGAAGAACGGAGGGUGCUCCCACCUGUGUGUGAACCAAAAAGGUGGCUAUAAAUGUGCCUGUCCAGCCUCCCAUCGCCUCUCCCCCUUCAGCUGGAAGAAAUGUCUGCUGAGGACAACAGCGAACACUGCUGGCUGAGCAGGAAACCACCUCAAAUUAUAAACAAUAUUUAGUCCCACCCAUAGAGCAACAAGUAGAGCUCUGAUAUUCUGAUAUACUGUUGUGUGUUGGUAGGAAUCUGGCCAAUCAGAGCAGGUGCCUAGAUUAGUAAUCAGACAGAUGACACAUCAUCAUCCA